CGUAAGCCCCAUUUUAUUAACAGACCAAAGUGUAUCCUAAGCCCAAAUUCACCAAACCCUAGCACAGCCAUCAACAAAGUUGAAUACAGAAUAUGGAGAUGACGAAUGACGACGAUGACGAUGAGGUCGCGAGCCAUCUCUCUCUCUCUCUCUCUCUCUCUCCUUCCUCCCGUGUCCUGGCCGUAUUCAGUACCCAUGUUGCUUAGUUUCAAAGAUGGCGUCUCUUUUGUCUUGCUUUUGGUUUUGUUUUAUUGCUGUUGGCACCAGUGGUCAGCAGUUGGGUUCCCUUCUAUUAUAGCGGUUCAAUGGCUGUUGGAGUUUUUCUUGUCAUUAUUAUCCUUCUUUUUCAGGGGAUGAAAUUAUUACCAACUCGGAGGAAAAAUGUUUUCUACCUCACUCUAUAUGGAUUGGUGGUUUCUAUUUUUGUACUACUUGGGAUUGUUGUUGCAGGAGCUGCCCUAGGGUAUUGGAUGGUGCAGAAAUUUGUUAUUUCAGAUGAUGGAAGUGUGGAUGUUGGCGCAGCUCAAUUUGAGAAAUGGGCCAUGCACAUCAUUGCAGCCACAUUUAUCUUCCAGAGUACUCUUGAUACUCCUUUGGCAAUGGGGGCGUCGGCUUCUUGUUUGUCAAUCUGCUUUCUUGUCACUUCCUUCAAGUGGAAUGGUCAGAUUCUACCAUUACUUUUGGGAAUUCAAUUUAUUCUGCAAAUGGGAAUCCUUGGCGGAGUAGAGGACGAGCAAAUGUAAGACACAAUCGUGCUGAAUUUCUCAGCAGGUCAGGGAUGGUGGCUUCACGGGGAACACUGUGGAACAGCCCAAGGAGAUCUUCUGGUUGGUCGGACUCUCCCGUUAAAGGUGUGAUAUCUCCGACCACUGGGAGGGUGACAAGAAAUCAACAGGAUUACUAUUGAACAUUCCAUAGGACACCCAACAGAAAGAAGUUUUCAAAAAAAGAGUGGGAGAAUUUCACCGAAGAAUCAACCCGACAUGCUGUGGCUGAGUUGGCAUCCUCUCCAAAGUUCACUGAUUGGAUUAUUAAGCAUGCUGACAGCAGAUGAUAAUUCAGAUAACACAAUUGGAAGUGGCUCAGAUUCCCCAUAUGAGAAUCUUGUAGAAAGUGGCGAUUGAUUUAGUUUGUUCAAAUGGUAGCUGUGACCUUAGAGUGUAGGAAAUUAGUUACUUGUAGCAGUACAAUGAGGUAGAUGCUAGGAAUGGUGCUCAUUUAAUUUUUCUUCUUCUUUGUUUUAGGUUUACUUUUAAUACAUCGUAUUAUGUCAUUAAGCAAUUAUGGCAAAUCUUUUGAAAUCUUCUAAUCAUGUUAUAGUGCGUGCUCUUUCUAUGCCUCUUCCUACCAAAUACUUCUGAUGGUUGCAUAAAAAGAGCAUUCUCAAGUGUUUUAACUCUCUCAUUCAGUUUUAACCACUUAUUCAGU
This is a messenger RNA of Camellia sinensis, 1428 nucleotides long. The record is from RefSeq and is a predicted model, not a curated record. Lineage: Eukaryota; Viridiplantae; Streptophyta; Magnoliopsida; Ericales; Theaceae.